AAUAAUUAAUAUUUUAAAUGAAAUUGACAAUAUUGCCUGAUCCAAUUCAUCGCUAAUAUUUCGCUAAUCAUGUUAACUCACUUAAAUAGAUUAAAAGAAGAAAAAAUAGAAAUGAAGAAGACUCUAUAACUGUAAUCCGUUAAUGUAAUUUGUAUGUUAUAUGUAGUAUCGACAAUUAAAAAAAUUAAGGAUUAAGUUUCUACCUUUGAAGCUAUUGAAGAAAAUAAAAGCAUUGCUUACAAUAAUUAAAAGAUUUAAUAAGCAAUUAUGAAAAUAAGCAAUGCUAAAUAUAGUUUACCAAAGCUAUACAUUAAACGCAAAGAAAAAACGGAGCUCUCAGAUGAUAUUGCAAAAGAAAAUAAAAGACUCAAAAAAAGCAUAGAAAAUGUCUAAAAUAGCUUAACUUAUAGAACCAAGCAUUAAAACAUCAGAAAGUCUUAUUAGCAAGUACUGAACGAAUAUUGUUAAUCGAGAUUGUAGUAAUAAAAUGAAUAAUUAUAAUAAUGA
Paramecium sonneborni is the source of this 507-nucleotide messenger RNA. The record is from the annotation of a GenBank genome assembly. NCBI's taxonomy places the organism in Eukaryota, Ciliophora, Oligohymenophorea, Peniculida, Parameciidae.